Funneliformis caledonium is the source of this 345-nucleotide messenger RNA. NCBI's taxonomy places the organism in Eukaryota, Fungi, Glomeromycota, Glomeromycetes, Glomerales, Glomeraceae. The record is from the annotation of a GenBank genome assembly.
AUGAAAUCUAUCACUUUAUUCUUUAUCGCUUUGUUCAUUAUUUCUUGUUUACCUUCUAUUCGUUCUCAAGGUCCACCAGAUACACCACCUCUUACUACGGACCCUGCUGCCAAUCCAGCUCCUACAAAUUCUGACCCUGCUACCAAUCCAACUCCUAUAAAUUCUGACACUGCUGUUACUGGUACACCAGCAUCACCAACGGUAUCGGGUACGGGAUCAACUACGGGAACGACUCCUGGAACGAAUCCUAAUAAUACGACUCCUAAUACGGGUUCCGCUUUGAAAGAUGAAAUGUUAAAUGUCGCGGCUGCUGGUUUGGUUGCAGCUGUAGUUGCUUUUUUCUAA